Molecule: messenger RNA, 2116 nt
Organism: Nomia melanderi (Alkali bee)
Lineage: Eukaryota; Metazoa; Arthropoda; Insecta; Hymenoptera; Halictidae
Gene: Sil1
Product: Sil1 nucleotide exchange factor
Cellular component (GO): endoplasmic reticulum
Molecular function (GO): adenyl-nucleotide exchange factor activity
Source: RefSeq, a predicted model, not a curated record
UUCACGUAAACUCUGGUGGUAAAAACAUGAAACAGACAUUGACACAUUGACUGCAUAAAUAUCGGGCGCAACACGUGAAUAAUACUAAAACUGAAUAAAAGCGCGAUGAGAAAGUCUUGUAGAAAAAUCGAAGAUUGGUUACGAUAAGGCUGACGCAAUUUAGUACAAAAGUUAAACGAUUUCCCAUAAAAAAAGUCAUUGGCAUAUCUUGAGAUAAGUUGUAGCCCUCGGUAGACAACAGGAACUAGUCAGAAUGCGGCUCAUAAUUAUUCUCUCUUGUUUGUAUUUAUUGCCGGCAAUUUUCGGUGAUGAUGAAAAAAAUGAAACAAUAUUUGUGCCAACCCGGGAAUGGCAAGUCGUCAAGAAAGGUACACCUAUCCCUGAAGGAUUGCAUGUACGAAUCAAUUUUGACAUUGGAGUCACAGAAGCCAAAUUGAUGGACAGCGAUGAAACAGAGGAAAAGGAGUCUAGUGAAAAUUUGAAUUCUCAUUCCAAUUCUUUGACGUUGCACCCUGAAAAAGCAGUACCUGAAGAUGAAGAGCAAUCAGUUGUUCCAGAAAAAUCAAAUUUGUUUGAUUACCAAUUGGAAGAACUGAAGGCAAGACUGAAGAAGAUUAAGCAGGAUGAAGCAGAAUCGCUUUCAGAAUCAAAUGAAGAGCAUACCAAAAAGGUGAAGCAAAUGUUUCGGGACUAUAAGACCUUGAAGAAAGAACUGAAAGAUUUAGAAGUUAAUAUUACAACUGAUUCAGAAUUGCUGAGUAGUUACUUUCAGAAGUUUCAACCUCAUAAAAAUGCAAUCACCAUGGGAACAUUAAUGCCUUUGGAAAUAGAAGAAGUAUUAGAUAUACUUCAGAAUUUAGAAUAUCUACUUCAUCAUAUUGACAAUGCUAUAGUUUUUGCAGAUAUGCAAGGUAUGACUAAAGUUAUAUCUCCAUGUCUGAAUGGUACAAACAACGAAAUAAAAGCUGAAGCAUUAAGACUUUUGGGUGCAGCUGUUCAAUCUAAUCCUAAAGUUCAAUUGAAAGCAUUGGAAAGUGACUUUGUCCAGAAGAUUUUACAUAUAUUGUCCACGAAUACUCAGACAGAAGUGAAGAGCAGAUGUCUCUUCGCUCUGAGUGCCUUAAUUAGACAAUUUCCAGCAGCUCAGAAUGUUUGGAUUAAUCAUGGCGGAUUGGAAAUAUUUGGAAAAAUUCUGGUCAGUGAUCAAUUACAAAUACAAAUAAAAGUCAUAAAACUCAUCAAUGAUCUAAUUAUUGAGAGGCAAAAUUUGCAAGAUGUUUCUAAUCCUGAGCAGUCACAACUGAAAACAAAGGCAUAUACGGUUGUAGAUUUAGAACAAAAAUUAUUGGUAUAUGAUUAUUGUAAACACUUAAGUAAUUUAAUGAUAAAAAGUUUCAAAGAUGAAAUGAAUAAUCAGUUUAAAAUGAACAACUAUGAGUUUCUGGAAACUAUUUCCGAAAGUAUGAUCACCAUUGUACCUGUUUGCAAAUACCAAUUGAAAGGUAGUAAAGACUCGUUGCUUCGCACGAUACAGCAUUUAUUGAUCUUUUAUCAAAAGUUAGAUCCUAUUUUAGAACAAGAUGAUAAUGAAAUUUUGCAAAAUCUUAUUUCGUUGAUUGACAAACUUCAAAAUACUGUUUCCGAAAUUUCCCACGACGAAUUAUGAGGUGGGAAUGGAACAGUCGCGAGGGGGUACUUCCAGUAUUUUAAUUUAUAUUCUGAGGUUGUAAUUGUACAAAAUUGUAUACACAACUGAAAACCUUUUUCACGUGGAUAUAUUAAGUAUCCAUUGUUGUUUCAUCAAGAUUGUUACCAAACUUAUAAACUUCAUAUUGUUACUCUUUCAACGAUUACAGAAAUGUUUAGAAGUAACCAUUUCUACAGACAUGAUAAAUUAGUCAUUUGUAAAUAGGUUGCUGCACACUAUGAUUGUCUUUUGUAACGUAUGUAUGCGUAAUGUACCAUAAAACGAAUGUAUGUGGAUCGUAGUGUAAUCUCUGUACAUAUGUAGCGUAUAAGACGUAUCUGAGUCAUCAGUUUGUAAUAACAGCGAACAGUUGUUACGUUUCUUGCGUUCUAAAAAGUGAUUCUUUAAUAAAUUAUUUUGUAUUGUUCA